Gadus morhua (Atlantic cod) is the source of this 5427-nucleotide messenger RNA. It is a transcript of the gene asap1b, whose product is annotated as ArfGAP with SH3 domain, ankyrin repeat and PH domain 1b. Gene Ontology annotation, biological process: positive regulation of GTPase activity. The coding region runs from base 742 to 4512 and encodes 1256 amino acids. Lineage: Eukaryota; Metazoa; Chordata; Actinopteri; Gadiformes; Gadidae. Gene Ontology annotation, molecular function: GTPase activator activity; protein binding. Gene Ontology annotation, cellular component: cytoplasm. The transcript has 30 exons. The record is from RefSeq and is a predicted model, not a curated record.
GAGGAGAGAGAGAGAGAGAGAGAGAGAGAGAGAGAGAGAGAGAGAGAGAGAGAGCGAGCGAGCGAUAGAGGCUGCGAGUGUUUAGAGGCAGCCUUUUGCAUUAAAAGGAUAAACCAAAAAAGAAGACAAUACCAAACCCUCCAAUAAGUCCCUGGGACCUGCAGCCUUUGGGCCAUGUGAACGAAAGAGAAAGACUCGACAUUUUUCACCGUGUUGGACGCCCGUCGUGCUACUGAACAUCUGUAGAGCAGAAUGAGGGCAUCCGCUAUUCUCUAGUGCGUUUUCUAUCUGGGAGCUUUAAUUGAGAACCACGGUGACAUCGUCUAUAAAGACGCGGUUUUGAAUUCUUUUUUUUAUUGGAAAACCUCCACUAAGGAAGCGAAAGACAGUGAGGACCUUCGGCGGAAUCCCUCUCCGCGCGUCCCUUGGGGACUGUGAAGUCAUUCGAGAAGUCACCGUCUUUUGGUCAAAGCGAUAUUAGUGUCUGUCUCAGGCUUCUUGAGGACAUUUAUCCGUGUAUUUGGCGUAUGUACGUGAGUACAUCCGUACUUGUAUCUGACUUGUAUCUGUGAGGACAUCCAUACUUGUGUGUGACUUGUAUGUGUGAGGAGAGCUGCCUUUUCCUUCCAACGACGCGCAACUCAACCCCUGUUUCGUCUCAGCCUGGUUCAUGCUUUUGUCUUUUUGACCACUUUGUUUCAAACCCACCCACCUUCUUGGGCUUUCUCCCCCCGCGGAAGAAUGCCGGAUCAAAUAUCGGUGUCGGAGUUUCUCUCCGAGACCACCGAGGAUUACAACUCUCCGACCACGUCCAGCUUCACCACCCGGCUCCAGAACUGCAGGAACACCGUCAACGUGUUGGAGGAGGCGUUGGACCAGGACAGGAUCUCCCUGCAGAAGGUGAAGAAGUCUGUGAAGGCCAUCUGCAGCUCUGGACAAGACCACGUGCAGAAUGAGGAGAACUACGCCCAUGCUCUGGAUCGGUUUGGCGGUAACUUCAUCAGCCGGGACAACCCUGACCUGGGAACGGCCUUCGUCAAGUUCUCCUCCCUCACAAAGGAGCUGUCGGCUCUGCUCAAGAACCUGCUCCAGAGUCUGAGUCAUAAUGUGAUCUUCACCCUGGACUCUCUGCUGAAGGGGGAUCUGAAAGGAGUCAAAGGGGACAUCAAGAAGCCGUUCGACAAGGCUUGGAAGGACUAUGAGGCCAAGUUCACCAAGAUAGAGAAAGAGAAGAGGGAACACGCUAAGCAGCAUGGGAUGAUCCGGACAGAGAUCACCGGAGCAGAGAUCGCUGAGGAGAUGGAGAAGGAGAGGAGACUGUUCCAGCUGCAGAUGUGUGAGUACCUGAUCAAGGUGAAUGAGAUCAAGACAAAGAAGGGAGUUGACCUGCUGCAGAACCUCAUCAAGUACUACCACGCUCAGUGCAAUUUCUUCCAGGAUGGUCUGAAGACGGCCGACCGGUUGAAGCAGUACAUAGAGAAGCUGGCUGCUGAUCUCUACAACAUCAAACAGACUCAGGAUGAGGAGAAGAAGCAGCUCACGGCCCUCAGGGAUCUCAUCAAGUCCUCUCUCCAGCUGGACCAGAAGGAGUCUAGAAGAGACUCCCAGAGUAAGCAGGGGGGCUACAGUAUGCACCAGCUCCAGGGAAACAAGGAGUUUGGAUGUGAGAAGAAGGGAUACCUGAUGAAGAAGAGUGACGGGCUGAGGAAGGUGUGGCAGAGGAGACAGUGCUCAGUGAAGGGGGGCAUCCUCACCAUCGCCCACGGCACUUCAAACCGGCAGCCCGUCAAACUGAACCUGCUCACCUGCCAGGUGAAACCUAGCGCUGAGGACAGGAAGUGCUUUGAUCUAAUUUCCCACAACCGGACGUACCACUUCCAGGCGGAGGACGAGCAGGAGUUUGUCAUCUGGGUGUCUGUGCUGACCAACAGUAAGGAGGAGGCCCUCAACAUGGCGUUCCGCGGGGAGCAGAGCAGCGCCGGGGAGGGGGGGGGGCUGGAGGACCUCACCAAGGCCAUCAUCGAGGACGUCCUGCGGAUGCCCGGGAACCACACCUGCUGCGACUGUGGAGCGGCCGACCCCAAGUGGCUGUCCACUAACCUGGGCAUCCUGACCUGCAUCGAGUGCUCCGGGAUCCACCGGGAGAUGGGCGUCCACAUCUCCCGCAUCCAGUCCAUGGAGCUGGACAAGCUGGGCACCUCCGAGCUGCUGCUUGCUAAGAACAUCGGGAACAGUAGUUUCAACGAGAUCAUGGAGGGGAACCUGACAUCCCCCUCCCCCAAGCCCACCCCCUCCAGCGACAUGACAGCUAGGAAGGAGUUCAUCAACUCUAAGUACGUGGACCACCGCUUCGCCCGGAAGACGUGUUCGUCGGCCCUGGCCAAGAUGGUGGACCUGUGUGAGGCGGUGCAGUCCAGGGACCUACUGGCUCUGGUCCAGGUCUACGCCGAGGGGGUGGAGCUUAUGGAGCCCCUCCCAGAGGCGGGACCGGAGUCCGGGGAGACGGCGCUGCACUUCUCAGUGCGCACAGCGGACCACACCUCCCUGCACCUGGUCGACUUCCUGGUCCAGAACAGCGGUAACCUAGACAAGCAGACCGAGUUCGGGAACACAGCGCUGCACUACUGCUGCAUGUACCAGAAACAUGAAUGUCUCAAACUACUGCUGAGAGGGAAACCCACUACAGACAUCACCAAUCAGAAUGGGGAAACGGCCCUGGAUGUUGCUAGGCGACUGCGGAACGCUCCGUGCGAGGAGGCGCUGGUGCAGGCUGCCGAGGGGAAGUUCAACCCCCACAUCCAUGUGGAGUAUGAGUGGAGCCUCCGUUUGGAGGAGAUGGACGAGAGCGAUGAUGACCUGGAGGACAAGCCCAGCCCCAUCAAGAAGGACCGCUCCCCGCGGCCCCAGAGCUUCUGCCACUCCUCCAGCCUCUCCCCCCAUGACAAGCUGUCCCUGCCGGGCUUCCUCAGCCACCGCGACAAGCAGCAGCGGCUGUCCUACAGCGCCUUCUCCAACCAGGUGUACAGCACCUCCACCGACCUCAGCUCCUCCUGCUCCCCCGUGGACGGACCCCCGCUGCCCCCCAGGAACCAGGGCAAAGCUCCACACUUGGCUUUCCUUGGCUCUCACUCGCACUACGCCACUCUGGCUGGCUCUCGACCGUACAUCACUCUCACCUCAUCCGGCCCCCCCUCCACCACCCCCUUCACCCCCGGGGCCAGCGCCACCCUGUCUAAGAAGAGGCCUCCGCCCCCUCCCCCUGGACACAAGCGCACCCUGUCCGACCCCCCCAGCUCCCUGUCCCACGGCUCCCUCAGCAGGGGGGCCCUCUCUGGGGGAAGUGACUCUACCCCUCCGCCGAUGAACAAGAUGUCGCCGAUCUCUAACAAGUUUGAAGGAAUUCCACAGCCGCAAAGCUCCACUGCAGCUAACACCAAGUCUACUCUUGGACCAAGAGUUCUCCCUAAACUACCUCAGAAAGUGGCACUGAGGAAGAUAGACACCAUCCAUCCAUCGAUGGACAAGCCCAGCCUGCCCCCAGAGGUCUUCUGCCACCUGAAGUCCCCGUCAGGAGCUGACACCCCCCAGAGGACCGUUCCCCUAGAGCGGCCUCAUCCCGGGGACCUGCCCCCCAAGCCCCAGCCCUCUGACCUUCCCCCCAAACCUGGUGAACUGCCCCCCAAGCCGCAGCUGUCUGACCUGCCUCCCAAGCCACAGCUCUCUGACCUCCCCCGGAAGCCCCAGCUGAAGGAUCUGCCCCCCAAACCUGUGACAGCUGAGCCUGCGACAAGAGCCCCACCCGGGGAUCCCUCUCCAAAGCCCCAACCUUCAUCUCAGCCUCACUUCCAACCUCCGUCUCAGUCUCCAUCUCAGCCUCCUCCUCAGCCUCCAUCUCAACCUCCGUCUCAGUCUCCAUCUCAGCCUCCUCCACAGCCUCCAUCUCAACCUCAACCUCCGUCUCAGCCGCAGUCUCAACCUUCAUCUCAGCCUCUAUCUCAGCCUCCAGCUCAACCUCCGUCUCAGCCUCAUACUCCGUCUCAACCUCCAUUCCAACCCCAACAUCAACCCCCCUCUCAGCCUCAAAUCCAACCCCAGAUUCAGCCUCCAUCUCAACCACAGCCUUCCCCACAACCUUCCCCCCAACCUUCCCCACAACCCUCUCCACAAUCCCAACUCCAACCCCUUGACCCUCCGUCACCCAAUCAGCAUGCCGAUGGGGUCAGCCUGUCUUCCCAGCAGUCCAGUGAGGAGACCAAUGGGAGCCCAGCAGGAGGCGCCGAGACGCCCGUGCCUCUGCCUCGAAAGAUCAACACGGGGAAGAGUAAAGGGCGCAGGGUGAAGACCAUCUACGACUGCCAGGCGGAUAACGACGACGAGUUGACCUUUGUGGAGGGAGAGGUCAUCAUCGUCACUGGAGAGGAGGACCAGGAGUGGUGGAUCGGGCACAUCGAGGGUUUCCCGGACAGGAAGGGCGUGUUCCCGAUGUCCUUCGUCCACAUCCUGAGUGACUGACCGCCAUCCCCCCUCUCUGUGAGCCCCGAGCGAGGGGCACAGAGAGGGGCCCCCUGGGGUGCGGUGACUAGCUAGCACCCCUCCCUCCCCAGCGGUGACGGGGGCUGUAUAAAGAAUGCAUGUGUUUUCUUUUUCUCUACCAGUAUUAUAUCUCUAUAGCACGGCCCCCACCAGGCCACUCUCAAACCCUUAGCACUUACCUGAAGUCUACGUUUAUGCUGUUACCGUGUAUAUAUGUAUGUAAAUAUAUAUAUAUUUGUGUGUGUGAGUGUACAUACAUGUUUUAAUGUACAAAACGUGUACACGUUAACAUGGCCCUCGGCCUGUACGGGCAGAGGAGCACUAGUUUUAUUCAUAUUAAGUUCUACCGACCUAUUGAGUCAACCACUCUCCCUGAACGGGAACGGAGCAGGGACUGGGCCGUGAGGUAGGUCACGUGACCCCGCGCGUCUCUCCCGCGUUCAGAUUAAAUGUACUCCCUUGUCCAGCUUGCUUUGUGUGUACAUGUUUUACAGUGAGUGAAGGUACCUGCUGCUACUGUCUAUACACCAAGGCUUGUGGUACCAGUGAUUUCAACCCAUAUGAAGUUAACUCGGCUCACGUCCACAGGCGCUCCUUCUCUAACCACUAGUGCAAGGAGGAGUCCUGCAGUGAUCAUGUGGGACACCUCAGCAAUAUCCAGUUAGCAGCCUUCAAACAGCUCGUGUAGUUCUAGUCUUCACAAUGGGUGACUAUCAUGAGCACCAGCGCGUUCUCAUGAGUUUGUAUCGUGUCCUACCAUUCCCCCCCCCCCCCCCCCCAGUAUUGAUAGCUGGUCCUACACCACUAGAUGUUUAGUAGACCUGGUAUGACAUUGCCCCAUGCAGUUCUAAUGUACACAACCAUUUCAAAUCAUUAAAGUGCUGUACCCAAGUG